Messenger RNA from Bolinopsis microptera, 1011 nucleotides. RefSeq lists its product as uncharacterized. NCBI's taxonomy places the organism in Eukaryota, Metazoa, Ctenophora, Tentaculata, Lobata, Bolinopsidae. The record is from RefSeq and is a predicted model, not a curated record. The transcript has 3 exons. The coding region runs from base 5 to 502 and encodes 165 amino acids.
CAACAUGAUUAGAAGUCUACCCCUGAUACUACUACUGUUCCCACUCUGUUACGCCCAGUACAGUACAGGACAGGCUUACAAUUACUACGACUUGGGAUCCGACUUGGAAUCCGCUGUCGACUUGGGAUUCGCUGCCGACAACGAAAUAGCACUUGUGAAGUUUCUAGGAGCCGGAGGAACGAUAGCAUUGUUAAUAUUGGCACUAGUGGAGUUCGUUCUCAUUAUCGUGUUCUUUUGCGGUUUGUGUUGUAAAUGUUGCUGCUGUUCCUAUCUCAAGUAUCGCCCAGCCGCACCCCCAAACCCACAGGUUACUUUAUAUCACCAACAACAGAUAGGUAUGGUACCAGCUACAGGUAUGGUUUACCCAAACAUGACGGCCCCUACCAGUACGUACAACCCCCCCAACCCCAUCGUGUAUGGACCUGGUGAGUAUGCGAGAGAGGACCCUCCAGAAUACAUCAGCUCCAAGAUGGACGCUCCUAUCCUUGAAAACAUGGAGUGAUCAUUUGGACAGCUUCGACUAGGAUGAAGGACUUGCUAUGGAGUAACUGUAUUUAUGCAGUCAAAUCAUAUUAAUUUAUUGCUAUGAAGUGACUGUCAAAUCAUAUUGAACAGUGUUUUUAAGUGAACAUUAAUUAUACUUUAUAUUAAGUGCGCAAAAGUUUCAGGAAAUCCGUCCAAACCUUUUAUACACCUCCAAUGUCAUGUUACCAAAUUUAGCAAAAAACUUAAGCAAAUUUGAUUGACACGCGUUGCAUGUGCAACCCCUUUUCGUGUGCACGAGAAAAGUAUACUAUUAGUAAUAGUAAUACAACGUGUAGCAAAAACUUGAGCGCAGUUGAUUUUUACAAAAAUGUUUGAAAUUUCCGUGGAUUUUUUAACAUAUUUUACACAAAUACAUAUAAAUAUCGUACCACAGCGUCACGAAUUGUUUUUAUUCAAGUCAGCCACGGUACAUCUUUUACUAAUUUUUUCAUGAAAUGUACUUAUAAUAACGCAAUUAAUUUUCAA